CGACGUGGACUGUUUGGAGGUUAAUGACAAUCUUCCUGAGUAUUAGAGCCUGGAUAUCUGUUUUUGGAUUGGAUUGGCUGCGGUUGGUCGAGAUGGUGCCGCAGCGGUGAAUAUCAAAGUCGAAGCAUCCAGGGCAGCCAAGCGCUUGGAAUGGGCAUGUGCUGAUUGGAGGAGAGAGGGAAAGAGAGAGAGACAUCUGUGAGGACGAAGGCAGACGAAGAACCGGCUGAGAGAGGCUGUACCCGCGCGCUUGUGAGGAAGGACUUCUCCAUAGACGCACAGAAACGCACGCCAUGGAUCCGCACUCAGCUUUGCACGUGAAAUCGACCAACAUCCCGGUUAUGGCACUGGUGAUGUUCUCGUAUGUUCACCUAUGUGAUUGCCAGAUCAGCACAACAACUACCGAGACGCAAAAGGAGAGCAGUGGCAUCGACAAUAGCACCGUUUUCACCAGGAUUUUGGAUGGACUCCUGGACGGAUACGACAACCGGUUACGACCAGGACUUGGAGAGAAUGUCACAGAGAUCAAGACCAAUAUUUUUGUAACGAGCUUCGGACCUGUUUCUGACACUGAGAUGGAGUACACCAUCGACGUGUUCUUCCGCCAGAGCUGGAGAGACGAGCGUUUACGUUUCAAGGGUCCUAUGGAGAUGCUCGCGCUCAACAACCUCUUGGCGAGCAACAUCUGGACUCCCGAUACUUUCUUUUUAAACGGAAAGAAGUCGAUCGCGCACAACAUGACCACGCCCAACAAGCUGCUGAGGCUGCGGGACAACGGGACGCUGCUGUACACCAUGAGACUGACCAUCUCUGCCGAAUGCCCCAUGCAGCUGGAGGACUUCCCGAUGGACGCUCACGCCUGCCCCCUAAAGUUCGGAAGUUAUGCUUAUCCUGUAUCGGAGGUGGUGUACACUUGGACGGAGGGCCACGCCAAGUCGGUUGUAGUGGCUGAAGAUGGAUCAAGACUGAACCAGUAUCACCUUCUGGGACAAACUGCUGGUACUGAAGACAUCCACACGAGCAGAGGGCGGUACACAGUGAUGAUGGCACACUUUUACCUGAAGAGGAAGAUUGGAUAUUUUGUCAUCCAGACGUAUAUGCCUUGCUUCAUGACCGUCAUUCUAUCCCAAGUGUCUUUUUGGCUCAACCGUGAGUCUGUUCCUGCCAGAACCGUCUUUGGUGUAACCACCGUCCUGACCAUGACCACACUGAGCAUCAGCGCUAGAAACUCCCUCCCUAAAGUGGCCUACGCCACAGCUAUGGACUGGUUCAUCGCCGUGUGCUACGCCUUCGUCUUUUCCGCUCUGAUCGAAUUCGCCACUGUCAACUACUUCACCAAGAGGAGCUGGGCCUGGGACGGCAAGAAGGCCCUGGAAGCGCAACACCCCAAGAAACGUGACCCCAUGGUGCUCUCCAAGAAGCCCAACAACGUGUGCUCCGCUGGGGUCAACUACACCCCCAACCUGACGAAAGACGUGUCCAUCGCCACUAUUUCCAACAUGACGUCCGUACCUCUCCGAGGUUCCGAAAGCAGGAUGAUCGACCCCAAAAAGACCUACAACAGCGUCAGCAAAAUCGAUAAAAUGUCCCGAAUAGUUUUCCCAGUUCUCUUCGGUACGUUCAACUUGGUCUACUGGGCGACGUAUCUCAACAGGGAACCGGUUGUCAAGGGAGCGAUAAACCCGACGUAAUUUUUGGUUGAAUUAUUUAUUUUUAUUUUUGUGAAAGACUAAAAAAAAUAUUGGACAGAUGAGUUUGUGGUACGAUUUUUUUUCUUCUAGACAAAAAAAUGUAUCCAAGCUUGGAACUAUCGAGCCGACUGGUGCAAGAUCUUGUUUAACAUUGCCUAAAACUGCUUGAAAAAAAAUACUGCUAGUUUUUCUCUUGCUGCUGCAUGACGCCAUCUUGAAAAAUAAGGGAAUUUCUUUAACAUUUUCUGACUUGUUUACAAAUGUAUAUGUCAGUUUAAAUAUACAGAUACGCACACUUUGACUUUUGGAGAACUCAAAAUCGAAAAAAUCGUUUGACAUUCACCUUCGCUUCGAGAAACUGCAAUAUCCCAUCCAAGAAAGAGUUAAAAAUCACUUAUUUUGAGUGAAAGAAUGGUUUCCCUUGAGAUUAAUGCUGCAAUGUUCUUUAAUAAUUUAGCCUCACAUCUCAGUUCGUAAAAAAAAUAAAAAAAAUAUCGCUAUUGCAGUGGCUGUGUCUCUGUACAGCUUCACUUGAAGAUUCAAAAAGACUUCUGCUGCAAGCCUGAUUUCCCCAAAGAAUUGACAGUCAAAGCAGUUCAUUGUCUUGAUAUGGAAUACACUGAAAAAAGGAGGGAAAUAAAAAUAACAUCUAGC
This is a messenger RNA of Periophthalmus magnuspinnatus, 2345 nucleotides long. Its product is annotated as gamma-aminobutyric acid receptor subunit alpha-5-like. The transcript has 10 exons. The coding region runs from base 294 to 1691 and encodes 465 amino acids. Gene Ontology annotation, cellular component: GABA-A receptor complex; postsynapse; synapse. NCBI's taxonomy places the organism in Eukaryota, Metazoa, Chordata, Actinopteri, Gobiiformes, Gobiidae. Gene Ontology annotation, biological process: gamma-aminobutyric acid signaling pathway; synaptic transmission, GABAergic; signal transduction. The record is from RefSeq and is a predicted model, not a curated record. Gene Ontology annotation, molecular function: inhibitory extracellular ligand-gated monoatomic ion channel activity; benzodiazepine receptor activity; transmitter-gated monoatomic ion channel activity involved in regulation of postsynaptic membrane potential.